AUGGUGACUUCGGCACUCGCCAACCGAUACUCUAUACCGACGAUUCUAGGCUACAGAGGAGAAACCUUUUUAGAUACGCAAAAGGCACAUAUUGCAAAAUUGCGCGCCAUUAAAAAUUAUCUGGACAAUGCGGGGGGAGCCUCUGACGAUCUUGUUAUUAUUGUUGACGGAUUCGAUGUGCUGGCUCAACUACCCGCGGAGGUCAUGAUGCAGCGAUACUUUACACUCAUGACCGAAGCAGAUCAGAGGCUUGCUGACCAACGGGGAAUCAGUGUCAAGGAGCUUCAUCGAACUGGAGUAAGGCAGACUCUUCUAUGGGGAACGGAUAAGGGAUGCUGGCCCGAGAGCGAAACGGAUCCGAGGUGUUGGCUUGUUCCAUUCUCAGUACAGCCUCGGCUCACAUGGGGACCCAAAACGGAUACUGGAGAUCUCCAGGAUAGCGACUCGCGGUUUCUAAACUCAGGCACAGUCAUAGGUCCACUGGAUGACCUUCUCAAGUUCAUCGACGCCGCGUUAUCACUGAUCCAAGACGAUUCGGAUCAGAACUUCCUCUUCCGAGACUCUGAUCAGUUUUAUAUCGCGGCUUUGUAUGCUCGUCAGGAAUAUCAGAGAAUGCGAGACUUGAACGGGGGCGACUUUCCUGAGGAUAUUGCUGGGAGGGAUGUACCCAGACCGAAAGGCGGCAAAGAUGAUGUGACUGAAUAUCACGUUGCCGUGGAUUCCGACUAUGCGUUCACGCAAACAGAUUGCCAUAAUUACAGAUUUAUCCAUAAGCUUCCGUACGACAAUUAUGACUUGACAGCCACUAUCAAGGAUGCUACGCUGGAAGAUGAGCCAAGAUCCCGCCCAUACAAGAUUCAAAUGCCUGCAGCCAUCUACCAGGCAUUACACAGAGUGUAUGAUUCACUUCCCACAGAAGACCGACCAGCAAUUUCAGCACAAAAUUGUAUUCGUAGUCUUAGACUUGGCACGAACAUCGGUACACGAGUGAUCUUUGCGUUCUAUCACAACGCAUGCGACAAAGCCAGGUUCGUCGACACAUUUCACGGCGCAUGGUUCUACCCUCUGGUCCGACCUCCUCUCCGAGCCGCUGUCAGAGCGAUUCAGAAUGGACAUCCGAUCAGCCCAGAACCUAUUGACAGAAGACUUUGGGUUGCUGCACGGCAGUACCCGAAAAUUGAUCUCGAUGAGUACAGAGGGGUCUUUGCUGGUGCACCGGGGGAUAAGUUUAUACCGCUGCAGGAAUUUUGCAGCGAGGAUAUCGAGUCUGCUAUUGGGAAUGAUACGGAUGAUCCGUUGACUGGACUCUGA
Molecule: messenger RNA, 1311 nt
Organism: Fusarium tjaetaba
Lineage: Eukaryota; Fungi; Ascomycota; Sordariomycetes; Hypocreales; Nectriaceae
Exons: 2
Coding region: 1-1311 (436 amino acids)
Source: RefSeq, a predicted model, not a curated record